Messenger RNA from Colletotrichum godetiae, 1152 nucleotides. RefSeq lists its product as uncharacterized. Lineage: Eukaryota; Fungi; Ascomycota; Sordariomycetes; Glomerellales; Glomerellaceae. The transcript has 2 exons. The record is from RefSeq and is a predicted model, not a curated record. Bases 1 to 1152 code for a protein of 383 amino acids.
AUGGCCAAAAAGAAGCAAAAAAAGGCAGCAGAAUGCCAAACGCCUCCUGACGAUGGCGUUACGGUAGAUAUCGACCCUGAGGCGUCCCCUUACACAAGCUCGAGCUGCAUAAUUUAUUUCAAAAACCAACAACCGUUCACGAUACAUCGCGACCUUAUCCGUGCGAGUCCUGAGCUUGAAAAGCUUCGUGGUAACUUCAAUGAGAUCUGCAUCAAGGAUGUACCGGAGGAAGCAGGCCAUGUUCUCGUCCACUAUCUUUAUACUGGCACUUGGCAAACCCUCCACGAGAACCAUUCACAACACGACUCCGAGACGUCAGUCCACUUUGAAACCAGUGUACAUGUCUACUCUGCUGCCCGAGCCUACAGUCUACCGGGUUUAGCAGAACUGGCCAAGGAAAACAUCUGUCAGUCUGCAGAUGUGUUACCCGCGCUGGACGUCAUCGUCUUGGCUGCCGAUGCAUGCGAACUUCUCCCAGACGAUGAUUCGUGGUUCUUGGCCUUUAUCAAGUUGCGUGUCGGACAACUGUUCAAGGAGCCAGCCUCCUUGGACCAAUCGGUCUUUCUGGGAUGCUUUUGCGUCAACACCCCAUACUCGAAGGUUCUGGCCGAGACCCUGUUUCUAAUCUGCUGCGAGAACUCACUUUCUCUACAGUCUGCCGAGUCUCGUGACCUGUCUCGGCCGGAACCAUCGACUGUUUCAGAAAAUGAUGCGACACCCUCAACCGAUGCUUCACACACAACACAGCAUUUAGCUUCAGAGCCUAGCCCAGAGCCCGCACCAGAGUUUGAAACGGAGCCAUCGGUGGAGGUUGUGGCCGAGCCUGAGCCGGUAGCCUGGGCGGACGUCGUGGCAGAGCCUGAACCAACAGCGGAGGUUGCGGCCGAGCCUGAGCCGGAGGCUUGUGUGGAAUCCAUACCAGGGCUCGAGCCCGAACCCGAACCGGCGGCGGAGAUAGAAGACAAUGGGUGGUCAUGGCCUCCGAAGGUCAAGAAGAAGGGGAAGAAAGGGAAGAAGGUUGAAAGCCAGGAGACUUUUUGCUUCUGGAAGGAAACGCAUCUUGUAGAUGGCGGAUGGGAGGAUUGUUCCAGCUGUCGGCAGUACGUUGGCAAAUUCGUGUCAUCCUAUCAUCAGUCGAAAGCAAGUAGUUGA